Gossypium raimondii (Peruvian cotton) is the source of this 1732-nucleotide messenger RNA. RefSeq names its product RHOMBOID-like protein 1. Gene Ontology annotation, cellular component: membrane. Bases 321 to 1577 code for a protein of 418 amino acids. The transcript is spliced from 6 exons. Gene Ontology annotation, biological process: proteolysis. The record is from RefSeq and is a predicted model, not a curated record. Lineage: Eukaryota; Viridiplantae; Streptophyta; Magnoliopsida; Malvales; Malvaceae. Gene Ontology annotation, molecular function: serine-type endopeptidase activity.
AAACCAGAAACUGAGAGACAGAAAUGAAGAGGUAGAGAGAAUCCGUGUCAUGUCAGAAAACCAAGGAACCCUUUGGGGAAAGAAAAAAAAGCAGAAUCAUUCAAAUUCCAACAAUACUAAAACAACAUUUAAACAUUGGGAAGUCGCGUUAUGUUUGUUUGCUUUUGCUUUCUCUUUGGUUCAUCCUUUAACUAAAAACCAAAUACAAGUAUCCCAAAAUAGUGAAAAAGAAAAUUCCCAUAUGUUUUUUGUUUGUUUGUUUGUAGUGAAAUAAAUUAAAAAAAAAAGGUUCUUCGUUUCCUUCUUGGAGGUGUUUUUGAAUGGGAAUGGAUUCUAGGAUCGAAAUCAAGGUGACGAAUCCAAAGAAAGUAGACAAUGUGGUGCAUCCGGUGGGACAAGGGCAUGCCACAUCAGCAUCAUCACCACCACAGCCAUCCGCAUCGUCUCCGCCGACUGAUGGGCGGGGGAGGCAGCAGCAGCAGGUGCUGGAGGAGGGUCUGAGGCACAGCCGCGGGCGAGGACGGCAAGGUCGAGGGUUGAUUGAUUAUAUGCCGUUCAAAAAUUGGGUGCCUUGGCUGAUCCCAGGCUUUGUAAUAGCUAACGUAGUCGUUUUCCUAAUCUCCAUGUUUAUUAACAACUGCCCCAAGAACUCGUCUUCUUGUGUGGGUCGGUUCUUGGGAAGGUUCUCUUUUCAGCCAAUGAAAGAGAACCCUCUCCUUGGCCCUUCAGCUGAUACAUUAGAGAAAAUGGGUGCCCUGGAUGUAAUCAAAGUUGUCCAUAAACAUCAGGCAUGGCGUUUGAUUUCUUGUAUAUGGUUGCAUGCCGGUGUUUUCCACAUACUUGCCAAUAUGUUGAGUCUCCUAUUCAUUGGAAUUCGGCUCGAGCAAGAAUUUGGAUUUGUGAGAAUCGGGUUACUUUAUCUGUUUGCUGGUUUUGGUGGGAGUCUGAUGUCAGCUCUUUUUAUUCAAGCUGGCAUAUCUGUUGGUGCCUCUGGUGCACUUUUUGGUUUACUAGGUAGCAUGCUUUCAGAACUCAUCACAAACUGGACAAUCUAUGCAAAUAAGUUGGCAGCGCUGUUGACUCUCAUUUUUAUUGUUGUAAUUAAUCUAGCUGUGGGACUCCUCCCACACGUGGAUAACUUUGCUCAUAUCGGGGGAUUUAUUUCCGGGUUUCUCCUUGGAUUUGUGUUUCUAAUCCGUCCCCAGUUUGGAUACGUUAGCAAGAAACAUAUUCCUACAGGAUACAUUGUAACUUCUAAUAAACCUAAACACAAGCCAUACCAGUACAUCCUCUGGCUUGUCUCUAUGAUACUAUUGGUUCUCGGAUUCACUUUCGGCCUUAUCCUGCUCUUUCGAGGGGUUAAUUUGAAUGAUCAAUGUUCUUGGUGUCAUUAUAUGAGUUGUGUCCCGACCAAGUUAUGGAGCUGCAAAUCACAACAAGCGUAUUGUGAGUCAAUUGAAUACCAGAAUCAACUGAACUUAACAUGCAUAAGCAAUGGUAAAAGCAGCAUCUACAAUUUAUCAGGUGAAAGCACUUCGCAGGUUCAACAGCUAUGUACUAAACUCUGUAGUAGAUGAUGGAUGCACAAUCAUGUAUAGGAUAAGAUUUCUUUGUAGAAAAAUAUUUAAAGUUUCGAUAGUUUUUGUUGAAUACAUUACAGGCUCAUUUUUAAUGCUCCAUUUUAGACGAAAUAUUCUUCCAAUGACCAAGUGCUAUAUAUUUUCUUUUAGUA